Entrophospora candida is the source of this 202-nucleotide messenger RNA. NCBI's taxonomy places the organism in Eukaryota, Fungi, Glomeromycota, Glomeromycetes, Entrophosporales, Entrophosporaceae. The record is from the annotation of a GenBank genome assembly.
UGGUUAUGAUGAUGGUGACAAUAAUGGUGGUUGUGAUAAUUUCAAUGGUGCUUUUGGUGGUUAUUUCAACAAUGAAUUUGAUGGAAAUUUUGAUGGUGGUAACUUUAAUGGAGGCUUUGACAUUGCAAGUGAUGCUUUUGACAUAACUUCAUUAAAUGAUUCUCUUCAUGUGGUAAUGGAUAUGGAAAUUUUGGUGAUGGAG